This is a messenger RNA of Tetrahymena thermophila SB210, 459 nucleotides long. RefSeq names its product vacuolar type H+-ATPase proteolipid subunit. Gene Ontology annotation, cellular component: proton-transporting V-type ATPase, V0 domain. The record is from RefSeq and is a predicted model, not a curated record. Gene Ontology annotation, molecular function: proton-transporting ATPase activity, rotational mechanism. The transcript has 5 exons. NCBI's taxonomy places the organism in Eukaryota, Ciliophora, Oligohymenophorea, Hymenostomatida, Tetrahymenidae. Gene Ontology annotation, biological process: proton transmembrane transport.
AUGUCAGACAACGGUGGUGUUAACUAUUUCUUCGGUUUCAUUGGUGUAGCAAGUGCUUUAGUCUUCGCUAACUUAGGUGCUGCUUACGGUACUGCCAAGUCAGGUGUUGGUAUUUCAUCUAUGGGUGUUUUAAAGCCUGACUUAAUCAUGAAGUCCAUCAUUCCAGUAGUCAUGGCUGGUAUCUUGGGUAUCUAUGGUAUGAUUGUUGCAGUUAUCCUUGCUUAAAAGAUCGAUAAGACCACUUACAACUCUUACUCUGCUUACUCUCACCUUGCUGCUGGUCUUUGUUGCGGUCUCUCCUCCCUCGCUGCCGGUCUUGCUAUUGGUAUUGUUGGUGAUGCUGGUGUCAGAGCUAAUGCCCAAUAAGACAGAAUUUUCGUUGGUAUGAUUUUGAUUCUCAUUUUUGCUGAAGCCUUGGGUCUUUACGGUCUCAUUAUUGCUCUUAUUCUUUCUCAAUGA